Molecule: messenger RNA, 1060 nt
Organism: Fragaria vesca subsp. vesca
Lineage: Eukaryota; Viridiplantae; Streptophyta; Magnoliopsida; Rosales; Rosaceae
Exons: 3
Coding region: 30-686 (218 amino acids)
Biological process (GO): response to desiccation
Cellular component (GO): plasma membrane
Source: RefSeq, a predicted model, not a curated record
AAUCGUUUAAACGACUCGCCAAGAAAAACAUGAAGAGCUCGAAAGGCGAGUCUGCAUUCUACGCGCCGAUUCCGGCCAACCCCGAUUCGGGCCAACCCCAACAACACGUCGUCGUUUUAACUCACUACCGCCCUUAUCGCGACGACUACCUCGAACGACGUCGUUUCCGCCUCUGCGUCUCCACCACCGCCGCGUUCCUCUUCAUCUCCGCCGCCGUGUUUUUCCUCUUCCCGUCCGACCCGGCCCUCAGCCUCGCCCGGAUCCAGCUCAACCACGUCGGAGUGCACUCGUCGCCGAAGCUCACUCUGGACGCGUCGUUCUCGCUGACCAUCAAGGUGCGUAACCGCGACUUCUUCUCUCUGGAGUACGACUCGCUGGUGGUCAAAAUCGGGUACCGGGGGAGAGAGCUAGGGUUUGUGAGCUCCGACGGCGGGCGCGUGAGGGCGAGAGGCUCGUCGUACGUGAACGCCACGCUCGUGGUGGAUGGGCUGGAGGUGAUUCACGACGUGUUUUACUUGCUGGAGGAUUUGGCUAGGGGUGAGAUUCCGUUUGAUACUGAUUCCGUGGUGGAUGGAACCGUUGGGCUAUUCUUCUUCAGAAUUCCGAUCAAGGGAAGAGCUUCGUGUGAGGUGUAUGUGAAUACAAACGAUCAGACAGUUGUUCGUCAAGAUUGUUACCCUGAGUGAAGAGGUUGAAAUCAAGAGGUGUUAAAAGCUGAAUUAGAGUUUUAACAACUUUUAGAGAGUGAGCAUGUACUAUACUGGUGAAGUGAUUGGUUGUGCAAUCUAUAGCUUUAGGACCAUAAAAUGAUCAUUGAAACAAAUUCAUCAUGUAUUCAACAAUCAUUGUAUAUAAAUCAAACUUCAUUUUGUAUGGUUGAAAUUGUUUUACCUUUUUUUUGGUUAUUGAAAAUGAAGGAUAGCUAGCUGAACAUGUAUGUCAAUGUGAUGUAAACAUGGGCUACCUCAGUUGGCCCGCUCAUCAUCAGAUUAGGCCCAGUUAUGGAUCCUAUUUCGAACCAGAGAAGGAGUAGAGUCCAAUACCCAGGGAGAUAAGGCUU